Messenger RNA from Python bivittatus (Burmese python), 3710 nucleotides. RefSeq names its product transcriptional adaptor 3 (gene TADA3). Gene Ontology annotation, molecular function: transcription coactivator activity. Lineage: Eukaryota; Metazoa; Chordata; Lepidosauria; Squamata; Pythonidae. Gene Ontology annotation, biological process: regulation of transcription by RNA polymerase II. The record is from RefSeq and is a predicted model, not a curated record. Gene Ontology annotation, cellular component: SAGA complex.
GGUAUUAACGCACCAGACGGAGGAUAAAGGGUUUCCGGGCGGCACCGAAGGAGAUCGAAGCAUCUCACGUAGGAACCGAGACAAAUUCAUUUUCCUCCCCCCAUUUUUCGAUUGUUCACUUCCUAGUCUCGUCUGCAGUAUCUACCCGUCAGCCUGCAUUGCCUGGUCAUCCUUUGCUUUUUUAGAUAACUUUUGUUUCUUACUCUAUGGAUUUUUCCGAAUUCAACGAUGCCUGCAGUGAUAUCUCCAUCUCUGCAAGAUUCCUGGCUGUGACGAACUCCUUGUCUCCAAUAUUUAUGUAGGGCCCAGCAGCACCAUGUCUGAACUGAAGGAUUGUCCCCUUCAAUUCCAUGACUUCAAGUCUGUGGACCAUCUCAAGGUGUGCCCGCGCUACACCGCAGUACUGGCCCGCUCUGAAGAUGAUGGUAUUGGCAUUGAAGAGCUUGACACGUUACAGUUGGAGCUUGAAACUUUGCUGUCAUCUGCAAGCCGCCGACUUCGGGUGCUGGAGACUGAAACCCAGAUCUUGACAGACUGGCAAGACAAGAAAGGAGACAGGCGAUUUCUGAAAAUCAGCAAGGACCAUGAGGUGGGUCCUUCUAUCAAACAUAGCAAGCUCAAGAAGCAGAAGCUAGAUGUGAAAGGAAGCCACAGCACUCCAGGCCGGCCCAAAUCCAAGAACCUGCAGCCUAAAAUCCAAGAGUAUGAAUUCUCAGAUGAUCCAAUUGAUGUGCCCCGUAUUCCCAAAAAUGAUGCACCUAACAGAUUCUGGGCCUCAGUGGAGCCAUACUGUGCUGACCUCACCAAUGAGGAGGUUCGUACCUUAGAAGAUCUUCUCAAGCCUCCUGAAGAUGAAGCUGAACACUACAAGAUCCCACCCUUGGGAAAACAUUACUCCCAACGCUGGGCCCAGGAAGACAUGCUGGAGGAGCAGAAGGAUGGGGCUCGGGCUGCAGCUACUGCUGAUAAGAAGAAAGGCAUCUUGGGACCUCUGACAGAACUGGACACUAAGGAUGUUGAUGCUUUGUUGAAGAAAUCAGAGUCCCAGCAUGAACAGCCAGAGGAUGGGUGCCCCUUUGGACCUCUCACCCAGCGCCUUCUGCAGGCACUUGUAGAAGAGAACAUCAUCUCCCCCAUUGAAGAUUCACCUAUUCCUGAGAUAGCAGGCAAAGACUCUGCAAUUGAUGGUGCCAGCACUUCCCCCCGCAGCCAGAACAAGCCCUUCAGUGUACCCCACACGAAAUCUCUUGAAGGCCGCAUCAAAGAAGAGCUGAUUGCCCAAGGCCUGCUGGAGUCAGAGGACCGACCUGCAGAGGACUCGGAGGAUGAAGUGUUAGCCGAGCUGCGGAAGAGGCAGGCUGAACUCAAAGCCCUAAGUACGCACAACCGGACCAAGAAAGUCGAGCUGCUCAGGCUGGCCAAGGAGGAGCUGCACAGGCAGGAGCUACGGCAGCGCGUGCGCAUAGCCGACAACGAGGUCAUGGAUGCCUUCCGCAAGAUAAUGGCAGCGCGGCAGAAGAAGCGUACCCCAACCAAGAAGGAGAAAGACCAGGCUUGGAAGAGCCUCAAGGAGCGUGAGAGCAUCCUUAAACUGCUAGAUGGUUAACGCUACAAGACGCCUGGGCGAGCUUCUCCGUUUGAACCUUACUAGAGGCCCCAGCUUAAGGGGAGACGUCGGCUGCAGAUGUAGACUGUAGCAGCAUCCUUCACUGGCUUAUCAUCACUCCUCUCGCUAUAUUCCAGCUAGGCUCUGGACAGGUUGGCUUCCAGCAGCGUGCCUUCUCUUUCUGGGUGUGGCUUUGAGCCCCGUGCCGUGAAACGAGGGCACGCAGUCCCUCUUUUGACAUCCGUAGGGACGGCGUGCUCUGGCGCGAAGACGAGACAGAACAAAGCCUGUGUUAGCCUUUUGCGCAAAAUACUAGGUUUCAGGACCUGUCAGCAGCAUAAACUGGAACAGAUGGUGGGCCACUCUUGACGCUAGGUUUUUUUUCCCUUUCCGCUGCUAUUCCUUUGUUCGUGUUAAGGGGAGCAGCAUAUUGGAAGCUAUAGGCACAAUGAAGGUCAUGUGAAGGAGCAUAAUUUCUCAAAUGCCUGUCUUUUCUUGCAUUUGGGAGCAAUUUAUUGACUGUGGCUGCACCAGAUAUAUUUCAUCAGCUCCUGGGGCUGAUCUAAGAUGAAACAGCCAGGGAAGCUCCAAGACAUGGAUAGAAUUGCUGUUCCAUGGGUGGUGUAAGUAAAUGCCUGUAGUAUUCAGUUGUGAGCAGUAGAGGGAGCAGUGUGCCUCCUUCUGCGUCUCACUGUUCAAGCAUCGUUACAGUCCAAACACUGUUAAGGAUGAGGUGUGCAUCACUUGGCUGGACAUAUUUCUGCAAGGCAGCUAUGAUGUCUUUACUUCCUAUUUUGCUCAGUGUCUUCCUGUGGUGGUAUUGAGGGUUGUGCAUUCUCUCUCCUCCUAGCUCCCUAGAGGAGGUAGGAAGAAGUUGUCCUCCAUGGAAACAAGCAGAGAAACGCUAGUGGGUUCUGGAGCAAAGGGCCGAGGAGAAUCCAGCAUUCAGUGGUCCGAAGAGGGAAAAUGAAUUUAGGAUUUUGGUGGAAUGGAGUGAGUGGCCCAGACUCAGCCCAUAUCAAUUCCAGAAACACACAAUUCAGUACCAAAAUAACAGAUGGCUAGAAGGGUAGUGAGGAAACAAAUGGUAGGAUGGGAGGGGCAAGGGGGGAGGAGAGAUUCCCUCAUCCCUUGGAAUCUGUAUUUUACCCCAGCCUCACUCAGAAACUCCAAGAAAGUGAGAUAGUAAGCUGGGAAGAAGCCUAACCAAUGCCCUUUCAUAAGAAGAGACAUGGAAGAACAGUUUCUCCAUGAGCCGUUCACAGGGAGGGGAAUGAUCCGUUGUGCUCCCAUGGUGGUUUCCUGCAAGCAGCAGAUGGGUUGAUCCCAUUUUGGGAGCUCUUGUUUCCACCAGCUAUUUAGCAGGCGAACUGUAUGAAACACUGGCGGGUUGGUGGUGGAAGAGCACAGGGGCAGGACAAGGCCACCUGUGUCUCUUCCUCACUUGGGUACAGAUAAACCAUGGCCCCGGGAGCCUGCUUGUCUUCAUCAAAAAGCAGUGUGUAUUUAGUCUGCCUGCCUGUCAUUUCUUUGAUUAAUUUCACCUUCUGGCCUCAGGCUCCCUUUGUAUCGCUGACUGUUCCAGGAGGAAUGUGUUCACUCUUACUGAAAUUGGUCAUAACACAGUUCUGUACAGGGAGGGGGGCUUGAUUAGUUCUGUGUUAGCCACAGAAUAGCCACUGAGAAGAGAUUUGAGCACGUUUGCCUUUGCCUUGGAUUGUGUCUGCCUGCUGUAUGUGUGGACUUCUUCCACCACCAACUUCUUAAAAGUUUGACUAAUCAUUCCUAGUUUUCUUACUAAGUAUACGAAGUCUGUUUUGCCCCACCCCCAGUUUGGACUCCGUUUUGCUUCCCUGUUUACCAGCAAGUUUCAACAUUCUGCCCAUUGUGUGAAGGCUUCAAACUCCAUUGCUUUGAAAAACAUAAAUGGCUUUAGGGAAUAGCCAGCAAAUAAAAAUAUGUGCAUGGCAAAAGGAUGCUAGGUAGAAGAGCUGGCAUUUGGAGAAAGGAUCAGAAUUAUCCCCAAAGAAUUAAUAAAUCCAGGAGUUGCUGGUGGCUGUGGUAUGUUUGAAUUUUUUUUCCAAUUCUUUGUGAAGGGGCCAAG